Messenger RNA from Haliotis rufescens (red abalone), 2852 nucleotides. Its product is annotated as arp2/3 complex-activating protein rickA-like. Lineage: Eukaryota; Metazoa; Mollusca; Gastropoda; Lepetellida; Haliotidae. Gene Ontology annotation, cellular component: nucleus. The record is from RefSeq and is a predicted model, not a curated record. The transcript is spliced from 8 exons. Bases 109 to 2214 code for a protein of 701 amino acids. Gene Ontology annotation, molecular function: DNA-binding transcription factor activity, RNA polymerase II-specific; RNA polymerase II cis-regulatory region sequence-specific DNA binding. Gene Ontology annotation, biological process: regulation of transcription by RNA polymerase II.
AUACCGGUUGUUCCAGUCUGUCGCAGGAACGAACGGGAACCAGUCUAUUUCCAAUGUAAACACGGAUGCGCGUGAUGUUACGUUUUGUCGUCUGCUAACAUAUCCGCGAUGGCUGAAAGCAAACGGAGGCCGAAUUGGACUGAAGAAGAGCGAAUUUUACUAAUUGACAAUGUGAACAAAAUUCAACAUCGACUGUUUGGAAAAUUUAAAGGAUGCGGCACACAGAAGGGAGGAAAAAUCAAAGAACAAGCCUGGGAGGAGGUGGUGAAUACCCUAAACGCGUGUCCUGCAUGUGAAUCCUUAGUAAGAUGGAAGCUCCCGCCCAUCAAGUUUCUCGUCACUACAAUUGCUUGUACCACAGCGGUAAGACAUAUCCGGCGUCGUAUGGAACCCCAGGCAGUAUUUCAGAUCUUUGUCCCUGACGACAACAAAGAUGACAGAUACUGGUGUCGGAGGAAGAAGAACAAGGAGACAAGGAGAUCUUUGUCCCUGACGACAACAAAGAUGACAGAUACUGGUGUCGGAGGAAGAAGAACAAGGAGACAAGGAGAAUAUGACAAGGACCAGAAAACAGGAAAAAAGGUGUCAGCCUUUUUUGGACCCGACUUGUGGGACGAGACGUACGACAAUACUGACAUCAGCUUGGAAUACAUGGAUCUGGAAGAAUUCUUGAAAGAGAAUGGCAUCCCAAACAAUCCAGACAAUACGAACGCUGCCAAUCUGAACAAGUUUCAGUCUCCAAACAGACAGAUGAUCAGUAGUGGUCACAACCUCCAGGCCUGUGACAUGCCACAAGACACGUUAGCCAGGAACAGCCAACAAGCCAUCAACUCAGCUCCAGACACGUUACCCAGUAACAGCCAACAAGCCAUUAGUUCAGCUCCAGACACGUUUCCCAGUAACAGCCAACAAGCCAUUAGUUCAGCUCCAGACACGUUUCCCAAUGACAGUCCGCAAACCACUCCAUCACCACAAAAUAUGUUUCCCAAUGACAUUCCACAAGUCACUCCAUCGCCACAAAAUACGUUUCCCAAUGACGUUCCACAAACCACUCCAUCGCCACAAAAUAUGUUUCCCAAUGACAGUCGACAAACCACUCCAUCGCCACAAAAUAUGUUUCCCAAUGACAGUCGACAAACCACUCCAUCGCCACAAAAUAUGUUUCCCAAUGACAUUCCACAAACCACUCCAUGGCCACAAAAUAUGUUUCCCAAUGACAUUCCACAAACCACUCCAUCGCCACAAAAUAUGUUUCCAAAUGACAUUCCACAAGCCACUCCAUUGCCACCAAAUACGUUUCCCAAUGACAUUCCACAAACCACUCCAUCGCCACCAAAUAUGUUUCCCAAUGACAUUCCACAAACCACUCCAUCGCCACCACAUAUGUUUCCCAAUUAUAUACCACAAACCACUCCAUCGCCACCAAAUAUUUUUCCAAAUGACAUUCCACAAACCACUCCAUCGCCACCAAAUAUGUUUCCCAAUGACAUUCCACAAACCACUCCAUCGCCACAAAAUAUGUUUCUCAAUGACAUUCCACAAACCACUCCAUCGCCACCAAAUAUGUUUCCCAAUGACAUUCCACAAACCACUCCAUCGCCACAAAAUAUGUUUCUCAAUGACAUUCCACAAACCACUCCAUCACCACAAAAUAUGUUUCCCAAUGACAGCACGCAAGCCACCUCCUUGUCUCCAACCACGUGUCCCAGGCAACUGCCAUCUCACCAGUCACAGCUCGCCGUCUCGCAAUAUGACACGAUGCCAUCACCACCAACAUCAGCUCUAACAGAAAGAAAGCUUGGUGAAUCCAAGGCUACUGAGUCGUCGUACACGGACUGGCCCGAGCCUAAAGUAGACUUUGACCUUUCACCUCCUGAUUUGGCUUUGGUGAGCAUACCAGGCUUAAAAGACUUCGAUCCUCGAAAGCGAACAUUUUCAGAAGAGUUGAAACCUCAGCCGAUGUUUAAGAAAUCAAGAAAGAUCUUUGUCCCUGACGACAACAAAGAUGACAGAUACUGGUGUCGGAGGAAGAAGAACAACGUCGCAGCUAAACGAUCCCGGGACGCCAGACGCAUCAAGGAGAACCAGAUAGCCAUGAGAGCUGCAUUCUUGGAGAAGGAAAACUCAGUUCUUCGCACUGAACUUGAACAAAUAAAGAGAGAAAACGCGGAUAUAUUGAUCUCAUUGACCGAGUUUGAGACAAUGGAACCAUGAUGGACACGUCUUCCAUUUUCUAUAAGAUGUUAGUUUGUAUAUAGUUGGACCUGUACGCUAAAAUGAAUUCGUCUGUGAUGAAGACAAACACCCUAUGCCGUCGUGGAGCGGUAACACGCAAUCAAGACACCGAUCAUGGUGCCCGAUCCAUUUGAUCGCCAAUUACGUUGGUUGGUUCGUUUGUUGUUUAACGCCACACUCCAGCUGUAUGACGGCGGUCUAUAAAUAAUCGAGUCUGGACCAGUCAAUUUAGUGAUUGACAUCAUGAACAUCGAUCCCUGCAAUUGGGAUCGAUCACAUUCAUCAGCCAAGUCAGAGAGCCUGACCACCCGAUCCCGUUAGUCGCCUUUACGACAAGCAUAGUCGCCUUUUACGUUCCUGAGGACCUAUUCUAACCCUGGUCUUCACGGGUCCGUUAAUUACGACAAUGCAUGGAAGUUGGCUUCCAUAUUUUACUUCAUGCUGGUAUUGUCUUGUAAAACAGGAAUAUCCCCAGGUGAAGAUGAUAGAUUUAUAACAUGUUUAUACCGUUAAAUAGACCGAAAUGCCAUUCUGUAGAAAAGAUAUCUGCAGUAUUUGGUACAGAGACUAUAUGAAUUUACUGUUAUAGUGUUGUCAAAUAAACAUAUUAUUUUUUA